Messenger RNA from Mucor velutinosus, 4176 nucleotides. Its product is annotated as OPT superfamily protein. Gene Ontology annotation, biological process: TORC2 signaling. The transcript has 13 exons. The record is from RefSeq and is a predicted model, not a curated record. Gene Ontology annotation, cellular component: TORC2 complex. NCBI's taxonomy places the organism in Eukaryota, Fungi, Mucoromycota, Mucoromycetes, Mucorales, Mucoraceae. The coding region runs from base 1 to 4176 and encodes 1391 amino acids.
AUGUGUCCAUCACCUUCUUUGAUUACAUUAUCUACAUCGCAGCAUUCUAAUGCAAAUGACAGCCUACUAUCACCGCAAUCAGACACUGCAUCCACCAUCACACCUCAUACCACGAUGGCAACAACCACUACCGCCGCAUCGUCGCAACAACAACACUCUAUGAUUGCAGAGCUGGAAGAGCUGCUGGGUAGAUUGGAUAAAGAGACCAAGAUGAAGUCAGGAGUCGAGAAUAUGCUAGAAGUCUAUUUACGAGAUAAAAAGAGGACAAAAGAGUUGGAAGCACAAUUAGAAGCGUACCAUACAGCGAUUGAAAACACAAAGAAGCGCAUUGAAUUUAUACGAACGCAUGCUGCAAAUUCAGGCAUCAAUAUCAUUGAAGUUGCAAAACUGCUAAAAGCUCAUAAAUAUGCAGGAACUAGUUUCUCAGAUGCCAUCACUCCAUCCACAUUAGCACAAUCACGUUCAAAACUAAGAUCCAAUAAUGGAGCAGGCGCAGGAGUAGGACCAUCGAAAGGCAAACAAAAAGCAGCCAUGGAGAAUGUAUCUUAUCCUGAUGAUGAUGCUUGGCCUAUAGGAAAACGAUUGGAUCAUAUUAUGCAGCAUUUGGAGGUAGAUGAAUGGAGAACCAUCAACACAAAUAGAUCACCACCAUUACCACCACCCAGUACCAUCAAGGAGUCCAAGCUGGAGAAACUGGAGGUGUUGAUUAGAAUAUUAAAGAAUACAACUGGCAUAGAGGCACAUUACCCCAAACAGAAACUGAUUUCCAGUUUGAGACAGUGUAUCAUUAGUCCACAUAGAGAAAUUCGAAUUCUAGGGUUGCGUGCAUUGAGGCUGUUGGUGGAAGGACCUGACGAUGUCAAAAUGAUGAUGGUGUUUCAAAUGGAUAUAUUUUGUGCCAGAGCACUUGCUCGUGAUCCAGAAGGAUACGAACCCGAAAGAGAACAGACUGUCAAGCUAAUUCGAGCAUUCAUUGAAUACGGCGGCGUCAAACACAUCAAUCAAGGCAUCGUAAGAGCUGUCGUUGCUAUUGCAGAACAACAAGACGGCCGCUUGAGAAACAUUGCAUUAGAGACACUAGCAGAACUAACUAUUUUGGAUGUCGCAUUGACUGUGCGAUCAGGCGGCUUACGAGUACUGAUUCAAGCGUUGAUUGAUGGACAACAAGGUAUAUCUGAAGUGCUGGUUCAAUCUGUGUUGUAUGUGCUGGAUACACCCGACACACGAUGCUAUUUACGACCUGGCGUUGAACUGGAAACUAUCAUUGCCCCAUUCACUGAAUCCAACAAGGGUGCCAAUUAUGAAGAACGACUCAAAAACAGUGCUAAAAUGGUAACUACAUUGAUCAAGAGUUGGGCUGGCCUAUUUUACAUGAGCGCAAACAACAUGAGAGCAGCGAGAUCUGUAGUGCAGGCCUUGAGGAUGCCUGUACCAGAGACACAGAAAUUGGUAUUGGACAUGUUUUUUGAUGUGUUUCGAGUCAAGCUACCCAAAGAUCAUCACAGUUUUUUAUCUGGUAGACAACACACGGUUCAGAUCGCACCUACCACCACAACGACAGAAGCCACCAAAACCUCACGUCCUGGACCUACUACUGUCUUGAACGGUGCUGUCAUGUCCAACUUGAUGACAGCAGGUGGCAUCAGUCCAGACGCGUAUGCCAGAUGCAGCUUGAAUCCAGGAGCUACGACAGCCAGCAAUGCAGAACGACUGAAAAUGCUGGACCAUCAUCUCAGUAUCAUCAUUAUUAUUUUUAUUGAAUCCGAUAUCCUCAUGGCCUUGAUUGAUAUGGUGAAAUCAGACGAUAUCUACAUGUCGAGAAAAGCCACGCUUUUGAUUGGUGAAAUACUGCAACUCUCGACUCGCUUAUUACCCAUCUUGAUGGCGAUUCAGGUACAAUCGUUGCCCAAGCUGUUUACGUUGGCAUCCAAUUUUGAAGAUGAGCAGGUGAGGCACAAUGCCACGGCUGCAUUAGCGCACAUUGACCGCUUGACACGAGCGCGUACACGCUACAACAUGGCCUCCAACAGCGUCGCAUCAUCCACGCUGGCCACGUACAAGGGAGGGGAACGAUUACUGACCCAAAACACGCCCUCCGCACGCACGCAGGAGAAGGUGCAUGAAGUCAAGCUCAAGAUUGGCUAUGCCAUUGACGAUACCCAUUUCAGACAACUCUUGAUCGACACACAAGUAUUGAAUACCAAAGACUAUACCAAAUGGAAUUGGGACAGUGUGAUUGAGCUGUUACAGGGUCCACUGCUCAACCCGAGAAGACUGGAAGAAGCCAUGCGAGGCAAAAAGUUCAUCAAGCGUCUUUUGGCCUUUUACCGACCUUUCAAGCAUCAGUUCUCUGACAUGAAUGCCACCAAGGGCACCAUCAGUCGCUAUGUCAAGACGGGCUGUACGCUAUUGUCGACGCUGUUGACCAACGCGGACGGUGUGCGGUACUUGAGCGAGAACAAGCUGCUGAGCGACAUUGCCAAUGCCUUUAACGAACUGGACCCUUUACUGAUGAACAAUGGAGACCAAGCUACAGAGCCCAUCUUUAGCAAGGAGCGCAUGGAGAGCACAUUGACCUGUGGCUAUUUUGCCUUGUUGGGCACCUUCUCCAAGCACAAGGAAGGUGUGCGUAUACUGGAAAAAUUCAAGAUCUUUAGCUGCUUCUACCAAAUCUCUGAGCUCAAGAAUCGCACAGACCUCAAGGUCGCCAUGAUCACCAAUCUGGAUUACACGUUGGACGGCCACCCUCGCGUCUUGCUAUCCAAGAUCAUGACAUCUGGAUACAACCCGAUCCGUUUAUUCGCCACACAGCAUAUUGGCGUGAUUAUGCGACAAUCCGAAGCUGAAUACAAUGAUUGGGUGAUUCGACUCUUGGUCACACAAUUGUACGAUACGCACAUGGAUGUAUGUCAAACAGCUGUGAACUUGCUGGAUGAAGCUUGCGAGAAGCAAGCCAAUCUAGAGUUACUGGUGAAAUGCCGACCUAGCUUGGGCCACCUAGGCGAGAUUGGCAAUCCACUGCUGCUGAGGUUCUUGUCUACAUCGACUGGAUUUCGAUACUUGAAUGCCUUGGGAUAUGUGCAAAAAGAAAUGGAUGAUUGGUUUGAGCGAGGAAAUCAAAAUUAUGUCAUCCAAUUGGAACUUUCGCUGGCGAGAGCAUUGAUCAAUACACCCGAGAAAAAGACCAUCAAUCCGUUUGAAGAGCGAGUGGAUAGCGAGAACGAUUUUGAAGCACUACAACCGGGCGAUGGCUUGACGCCUCCUCAUUUCUAUGGUGAACUCACAAAAACGGAAGAAGGCUGUAAUCUAUUACGAGAAAGAGGUCAUUUUAAGCUGUUUGCCGACUAUGUGCGUAAUUUCUCUUUGGUGGAGAAAAAGCAGGAUCAGGUAGAGGCAUCGCUUGGUCAACUCAAGGCAGUGUUGUGGGCGUUGGGCAAUAUUGGCGCUACCAAGAAUGGGUUGCCCUUUUUAGAGGAAGAGGAUGUUGUCAAGGAUAUUGUGGAGAUGGCAGAAAGUAGUGAUAUCUUGUCCCUCAAAGGAACAUGUUAUUUUGUGCUUGGCUUGAUUGCUAAAACUCAACAAGGUGUUGAAUUGCUAGGUGAAAUUGGCUGGGAGAGUGUCGUCUCUUCCAACGGAGAGCCUGAAGGACUAUGUGUACCAUUAAAUCUCUCUCGAUUCCUCAGUAUACGGAACUGGAAAUACAGGGCAGCAUUAUCUGCACCACCUCAACUGCCAAAAUCUGCCACUGCUGAUUCUGUCGGCGCAGAUAUCCUCAAGAACAUUGGCGACAUGAGUAACCAUAUAUUGGCUAAUGAAGCCUCCAAGAAUCUGGCCAGACUAAAACAGGUGUAUCCUGAUUCAUUCAAACGAGUCGAUCUCUACUUCUCGGUGUGCCAGUUGCUCGGUAGCUAUCACUUUAGAUCGCCUGUACGCAAGUACGUAUUAGAGAUAUUUGAAAUGCAGUUUACUAGUGAAUUACUGCAAGAACUGGACGAACUCUCUGCAACCAUCACACAAUCGACAUCCUGUAUCCCAUUCACAACGACAACCAGCAGCGACAAGUCAUUUCAGAAGCCAUCCACAUCUGCUGCCAUUAUCAAUCCCAAUGACAGCAUUCCACAAGAGAAAUUAGAGGCCAAGACCAAAAUGAUGGGAUUCCAUGUCGCAUCCCAGUAA